Molecule: messenger RNA, 4800 nt
Organism: Chironomus riparius
Lineage: Eukaryota; Metazoa; Arthropoda; Insecta; Diptera; Chironomidae
Source: the annotation of a GenBank genome assembly
UUGAUUUUGAAUUCGUGGUGCAUAGAACUUGAAAGGAAAGAAAAUUGGAAGCUUAGAAAAAAAUUUCUUUUAAGCCAAAAAAAAUAUUUUUUUUUGUGUUCUGAAAACGAAGAAGAAAAAAAAAAUCUCGCUGAAUGCGUGAAAAGAAGAACAUAAACAAAGAAGAAAGUGUUUAGAGGAAUUAGAAUAUACAUAAAUAGCAUAGCUGUCACAAUUAUAAAAAUAAAACAGAGCCAGAGCAUAAAGCGAAAGAUUCUUCUUUCAAAGACCAUUACGAAUUAGUAAAUUGAAUCAAAAUCAAAUCUCAACCCAUUCACGAAAAUAAAUUAAGACCAUUGAGGAAACAUGGAAACAUCAUUAGAAACAUCCACAAUAGCUCAACCGCUUGUAAUAAAAAACGAAAGUUCAGUCACUGAGAGUUCACAGGAAUCCAAGGUCGAGAAAAUUGCAAAUGGAACUGUCGAGACUGCUGCCAGUAGCGAAAAGACUGUAUCACAAAGUGUCAUCACUUCAAAUGAUCAAGCUGUUCAACAAAAGAGCGUCAUCGCAGAAGUGAAGCAAGAGUCAUCAUUUUCAUCAUCCUCAGUUGUUGUGGAUGAAAAGCCAAAUGAAACUGAUGUUCAACAAGAUGAGGCAUCAGAAGUUGCAUCAGAAGUAGUUGAAAAAGAAAAUGAAAAUUAUCUUGAACCCGAAAACGUAAGACAAAUUGUAAAUACUGUAGAGUCUGUGAGUGAAAAGCAAAUAGAAAAUUCUGUAGAUGCAGAACAGACGGUAGUAAACUCUGUAGAUGCAGAACAGCCAUUAGAAAAUUCUGUAGAUGCAGAACAGCCAUUAGUUAACUCUGUACACACUGAAGAGCCAUUAGAAAAUUCUGUAGAUGCAGAACAGACAUUAGAAAAUUCUGUAGAUGCAGAACAGCCAUUAGUUAACUCUGUACAUACUGAACAGCCAUUAGAAAAUUCUGUAGAGCCAGAAAUUGCAAAGCCAUUAGAAAAUUCUCUAGAGCAAGAAGCUUCCGACUUGAAAAAUGACACUGAACCGUCUUCUGAAUUAAAAUCAGGAGAACAAAAAGAAAGUACAAAUGAAGUUCACGACGAGACAAAAGAAAUUACACAAACAGAACAAUCAGACUUAAAUGGACAACCUGAAACUGUUGUUGAAGAACAACAGGAACCGGAACAGACCACAAUCUCACAAAAUAGUGCUGAAACUCAUAUUGAGGAACAAAAAAUUGAUGAGCAAGUAAAUGCUGCUGAUCAAGGAGAAUCAGCAUUUGUGCCAACUUCUUUGUCAGCUCCGUUGCCAGCAAUCCUUGAACGAUCAUAUGAAACAUCACCAACUGAGGAAUUGCCAUCAAAAAUUUUAGAUAUUGCACAACCAGCUCCUGUUGUCGCAGAAGAAAAGCCAGAAGUAAAACAAGAAGUUUUGACACGUAGUUAUCAGCAAUUUAGCAACAAGGAGAUCGAGCAAGAAAGCAUCAAGAAACAAUUGAAUGACAUUAUCACUGAUAUUGAGAAGAAUGUCCAAAUCACCAACGAUGAUGCAACGGAAAAUUUGAAUGAUGAGAAACAUGAAGGAAAGAAACCGAUCGAUUUACAAAAGAUUUUCACACCAGCCAACGAUGUUGAAGAGAUCAAGCCGGGAAAAAAUAGGAAAUUAUUCGCAUCAUCAUCAUUCUACUCGCCUGUAAUUCAUCCAACUGUUGAGGAUCAAGUUGCACUUGCACAAAGAAUCUCUCAUUCAUUGAGUGAUAUCAGUAAUCAUCAGUCUAAAGGACAAUCGAUGUAUGUUAAUCGUAAAAAGCGUUCUGUAAAAUGGAUUCAUGAUGACGGACAUGAGGAGGAACGAUUUGUUGAAGAUACACAAGAAACGAAAGAAAAUGGUUACGAGACAUCGACGAAACAAACUGAACACAGCAUAUCACAACAUCCAACAAAUGGAACCUUAAUUGAACCAAAAAAAGUUCCUCUUAAGUUGGUGAUGGAUCCUCGUCAUGUUCAAGAUUUUAACUCAAUGAGACAGUUUGGAUAUGAGCCAACAGCACCAAUGUCUCCAGAAUUUGGCAUUGAACUUUGUAAUGCCCUCAAUGCUCCAAAUGGAAAGGGUGCUGAACUUUUUGCCAAACGUCGCAAGAAGGCUGAAAAGUGGGUCGUUGAUGGAACAAAGACUCAACAACAAACCCAAGCAUCAACAGCAGCCGGACAAUUUCUACCAGCUUUUACAGACGUUGGUAUCCAACGCGUACAAAAUAACAUAAAAUUGGAUCAAAUUCAAGAAAAAUAUCAACAACCAGCUAUUAAAAUGGUCAAAUCACCAUGGGAAGCAGCACUAGAAACAGGUUCAGCUGACAAUGCUUUUGUGAGCUAUGAUCAACAACAAAUCUAUUCAGCAUCAGCUAGUCAAGUUCAACAAGUUGAUUAUAGCUCAUCAGCACCACCACCAUCGUCGUUGUAUUCGUCUAUGAAGGAUACUCAGAUCCAAUCAUCAAAGCAAUUGAGAGAACAUCUUGCUGGACGUGAUUUAGCUUAUCGUCCAUCUGUUCCACAAGGAUGGAAUCGUCCACCAGUUGUUCUUCAAGCAGGAAUGUAUACCCCACCAGAGAUUCCGAUUAUGUCAUCGACAACCUCAUCGGUUUCAUCAAGCGAAAAGAUUUCGAAAUUUACGUCUACAUCGACUACAUCAACAAGCUUCCAAGAUGUUUUCUCAUCGGAAUCUUCGACAAUUAAGCAGGAACAAGUUGCACCAGCUCCAAUUGUUCUUCAACAAACUCAAUUUGUUCCCCAACAACUCCCAGCUGUUCCUCAACAACAACAAUUUGUUCCUCAACAACAACAAUUUGUUCCACCAAUGAAACAUGCUCAACAGCCUUCACCAUUGGCUCAAUAUCAACAGCAAAUGCCCAGACCUUAUUCAGGAUCUGGACAAUCUUAUCCACCAAUUAAGCUUCAUACACCAAUUUCAUAUACGAUGCCUCAAACAGUCGUUAAGCCUCAAACUCCCACUCCAGUCGUUAAGCCUCAAACACCAACCCCAGUCGUUAAGCCUCAAACUCCCACUCCAGUUGUUAAGCCUCAAACACCGACUCCAGUCGUUAAGCCUCAAACUCCUGUUGCUUUUCCUGUUCAGACAACACCUAUUCAAAUGGCUAUUUCACCGGCUCCAAUGAAACCAAUGACACCAGUUUCAAUGCCAUCAUCAAGAUCAAGCUAUAAUGCAUCUCCAGUAACACCUGGAAUCUUAAAGAAACAAAUGCAAUUGGAUGCAGCAGUUCCAGUUCCACCGGGUGGUAUAAUUCCAUCACAAUCACCCGUUUCAUCUAUUCGAAUGGGUGCAAAGAGUCCAGUGCCAUUUAUCAAUACAGCACCAGCACCAUAUGCCCCACAAUUUCCUGCAUUAUCUGUUCAAACACCGGAGACAAUUGCUCAAAUUGCACCGGCUGAAACACCUCUUGUGCCGCCACUCUAUGAUCCAGCACAUCAGCCAUUGCCAUUGAUUGUCAAUACACCGCUACCAAAAUACUCAUCAUGCUAUAAUAAUGCGGCACGUCCAUUCAAUGAAUUUAAGGAUUUUUAUCGUCCAAUUCAUAUGGAAGAAGGAAAGAAAAUGCUUCCACCUUUAAUCUAUACAGACUUUUAAGACAUACACAAACACAACACAUAUUUAACUAACUGAAGAAUGAGAAAAAAAUGAAAAACUUUAUAUAAAUUAUUAAUUAUAUUAUUAAUGAAUGAGUGAAUGAAUGUUUUUACUCUAUCGCUCUCGUUUUUAUUUUUUAAUUUUUUUUUUCUUUUCGUUUUGCGAACAUCAAUAUUAAGUUCAUCGUGAAAACAUUAUACUCGAGCAAAUUAUUACUUUGAUAAUAAUUUUAAUUAUGUCCUUUGUGCUUCUGUAAGUGGAGUCAAAUGGGAUUGAUUAGAGAAUUUAGAAUUGGAGUGAAUGAAGAACCUCGUGGAAUCAAAUCUACUGUUAAUUUGAAACCGUUAAGUCAUCAUGUCUUAUUUGUCAUACUAGUAGACUUUACUAGAUAUGACGAGACUAUGAUUUAAAAAUACAAGAAGUCAGCUUCAAUUCUAGAAAGCUUUUGAUAAGUUUCGUAUAAUUUUAUAAUAAAAAUAUUGCACGGAUCAGUACAGGGAAUAAGGACUAGAUUCUUAAACGGCAAUAUUUAAAAAUUUAAAUUUGAAAUGUACGUUAUAAACAUUUUAGAUUCAAAUAUUAAUAAACCGUCGAAUUUUAAAAAAAUUAAAAUUGUUUUAAAUUGGAAAAAAAUAGUCUCUUUGAUAGACAAAUAAUCCCUCAGACUGGAUAGUUCUUACUCAAAUAAACAACUUGUGAGUUUCAACCUAGAAAUCGCACUUGAAAGUCACUUCUAUAAGCAUGUAGAUCUAAACAAAUCAUCAUCAUCGAACAAGCCACUUGAGCUAAUAUUUUCUCUUUCAUUUUUCGCCACUUUAUAAUCGUUUUUUGUUUAUUAUUACUUGAAAUAAAAUAUACACCGGAAAGCUAUACUUUAAGAGAAUUGAUUGAGAAUUGAGAAUAUCUUUGAGACAUUUUAGAAAAUGCUGAAAGAAUUAAUGUUUAUGUUAAUGAUGUGUUAAAAAUUAUUUUAUUUCUUGCUCUCUUUUUUUUGCAAUAUUAUGUGUAUAAAAACAAGUUAAUGAUGAAAAAAUGAAUACAUAUUAUACAUAAUGUCGUCGUCUAUGCAAUAAAAAUUAUAUGAAAGCAAUAAGCAAUGAAGGAAAAAUUGUAAUUUUCGAUUCUAAAAAUAAAUGAAAAAUUUCACUUUUUUGAAAUCUUCAA